Pseudo-nitzschia multistriata is the source of this 4505-nucleotide messenger RNA. NCBI's taxonomy places the organism in Eukaryota, Bacillariophyta, Bacillariophyceae, Bacillariales, Bacillariaceae. The record is from the annotation of a GenBank genome assembly.
UGGUGCUACUCGUUUUGUAUCCAUUACAUGAUGGUCCAUUUUCGAAUAGUUCACUCAUUGAUCUUUCUGUGCAGCCUAAAUAAGGGCGAUCAAUUGAAAUAGCACCGUGUUUGAUUUGCUCAUCCUUCACACGAAGACGAUACAAGGAAUAUUAUGAGGCGACAACGAACUGUCGUUGUAAACCCCGAGGAGUGUUCCACUUCUCCACUACAUGGCUCUCCUCGUCACGCCGUAUCCCCAAAAUCGAUAGGCUCCGAAAGUAGCUUUCAGACUGGUUUAAGUGUUGGUUAUGUUGAAAGUGUCGUUGGACAUGACGAUCCCACGCUGGUUCAUACUAAUGUAAAAGAAAAUCCAUCCAGUAGAAACGACGACCAUAUUCGAAACAUUCAUUCCGAAGCUCUUGGUUCCUUCUUGACCGCAUCGUAUUCUGAAGAAGAGAGAGAUUCGCCAGAGGACGCUCGAGAACUAGGUCAGAGUCUUGAUGAUGAGAAACUCCGUCAGCAACUGGUUGAACUUGAUCGGACACAGGAUGCUUGGCGAGCAAAGCGACAAGAAGUAUCGGAUGACGUUGAUGAGACAGAAGAUUUUUAUGUGAAGGAAGCGGGUGAAUUCACACCAUCAUCAUCCCGAAAGAGAUACCAAUUAGCCAUGAAAGAAGCAACAAUUUAUGAGGAAGUCGAAGAACGCCAGGAAACAAUAUACGAGGAAGACGAGAUGAACGAAGGACCGCACCCUGAGGAAGAGAGAACUGUUGAAGAGUCUUCUCGGUUCGAAUCACAUAUCGGCAUGCUAACACCAAAGUCUGACACUUAUGCUGACGACCCAGAGAGUCACGUACAGACGGAGACGAUUGAGAGGGCUCCGAAGCCUAUGUCGUCACCUAAGAUACAACAGCAUGAUCCGCAAGAAGGUGCUGAUCGUAUAUUACUUGAUGUAUCUCGACAACAACAUCAAACGAAGGAUAAUACCGAAAAUACUUCAUAUGAUGAGUGCCCACCGCAAAAUCCACCGGAACAAGGCAGCACAUCUAGCAGUCUUGGUGAUUAUUCGACUCAGUAUCGAAUGCAAGAGCUCAUUGGCACAAGCUCUAAUCAGGAAAGAAUUUCUAAGAAAGAGAUGAAACAGCAACAGAACAGUAUUCCCUUAUACGAGGGUGGGAAAGUAGAUUCCAGCAGUGCCGCUUCAGGAUCUCGAACCGCAGCUGCUAGUAAAAGUCUAGUUCAGUGUGAAACCAGUGAUUUGGAUUUUGAAUAUCCUUCGAUGGACGAUGAAUUGGAUGAUAGGAAAAAUGAUGUAUCAUCACAUUUGGGUUUUGAUGUUGCCAAAACUCAUGAUCAAGAAAAAGCUCGAGAUUUUGUUGAUAUCGAGGACAACAUUGUGGUUCCGUGCACUGUGAAAAAUGAUGAUUGCAAUUAUAACGAUAAGAUAAUUAGAGCGGUACAAGAACGUCUUACAGAUCAAUCAGUGGCACCCUAUGCGAUGGAUCAAAUUGAACCAAACUCUAAACCUGGAUUGUUUAAACCAAAAAUUGGUUACAGCUCACCUAUGAAGUCAAUAAUCAGCAUGUGGAGAAAGCCAGAAGCGUUGGCGUCACAAGUAGAUCAGUCCAACGAUGAAUAUGAUGCCGAAGCAAAUAUGACAUCCAAUCCAAGAAAGAGGAGGUGGAAAUUAUGCAUCGUGAAUGUCUGUUUGGGUGCUGUAAUAAUUGUUGCGAUUAUUUGUGCGGUUCUUUUGGGAAUAGAAAUAGCAGCAAGGAACAAAGGUUCGUCGUCAGUAAAAAGGGAUGAAACCCAAGAAACUGCAAGUCCCACAGUAAGCCCGAUUGAAUCGAGAUUAGAAGACAGGCCAAAGGUAAGCCCAGUUGAAUCAAGAUCAGAAAACAGCCCAACGGCAAGUCCAGUUGAAUCGAGAUCAGAAAUCAGCCCAUCGGCAACGGAUGCACCUGUCCAAUUGCCCGAAUCCCCAAUUCAAUAUUCGAGCGCAAUAGAAGAAGAAAUACUCAUGAUAUCAGGAGACAGCAUUUAUAACAUGUCCACCCCGCAGUAUGCUGCCUAUGAUUGGUUACUGACGAAAGAUCCUGCUAAUUUAGAUCUCGGUAGCUCGAUAGAGCUCGAGAGUCAACGAUUCAUAGCAGCCUUAUUUUAUUUUGCCAUGAAUGGCAAUGACUGGAUCGACCAGUACGGAUUUCUUGAUGAGUCGCAUGUUUGCGAUUGGAAUAAUGGCCCCAGUAGUGAUCCUGUGGGGAUUGCAUGUGACAGUUUGGAUAAAAUUACAGGUUUUGUUAUCAGUAAGUGCAGGCCUUCGCAAGUAUCGUAGUCGACGCAAAUGCUGUUGAAUCAUUUCGUUUCUUUUUUAUUCUCAUAUGGCGCUUUCUAUCCGCGUUUCAACGAAGACGAAAACAAUUUGAGAGGUCAGCUACCACGGGAAUUACAAGAGCUCACUGACAUCACUAUAUUGCAAUUAAGAGCGAACGACAUUUAUGGAACACUCCCGUCUGAAUUAGGAAAGUUAUCCUUGCUUGAAGAGAUCGAUCUUCGACAAAAUGAGCUUGUUGGAACCAUUCCGGAAUCUAUUUUCAAUCUUCCAGAAAUAAAAAGGAUUCUGCUUCUUCGAAAUUCUCAACUCGGCGGUACCAUUCCAGCUUCAAUCGAAAAAGCAAGCAAUCUUGAAAUGAUAUCUAUUCAAAGAUGCGAUGUGACCGGCUCUCUACCGAGCACAAUUGGUUCUCUUUCUCGUCUGUUUUUCCUAACUUUCUUGCACAAUUCUUUGACUGGUACGAUUCCGGAUAGUUUGGUUAAUUUGUCUAAGCUUGAAGUUCUGGAGCUUUCUGAAAACAAAUUGACAGGACAUAUCCCGCCUCUUUCUGGCCAGGAUAGUUUGUACUAUAUAUCCUUAUACGAUAACAAGUUGACAGGGUCUAUUCCUACAACGCUUGGAGACCUUCCAACUCUCAUGUUCUUAGACAUCAGGGACAAUCGAUUGAAUGGAACUAUUCCUCAUGGAAUCGGACUCAAUCGGAAUUUGGUCACGUUUUUUGCCGAAAAUAAUCAAUUGACCGGGACUCUACCAUCAUUUUCUAGCAAUGCUGGUCUACUUCAAGCCGUCAAUCUUUCCAGAAACAAGCUUUCUGGGGACUUGAAUAACAUCUUUGGACAAGGAGGAUCUGUUGCUCGUCUUGUAAACAUUAACCUUGCUCAUAACAGUUUUGUCGGAAGUAUCUCACCCUCCAUUGGUCGAAUGAACUCUUUGAGUGAGCUCAAUCUACGGGGAAAUUCAAUAUCUGGGACGAUCCCAACUGAAGUUGGCUUGCUACGUGAAUUGGACACACUCAUUCUACAAGAUAAUGAUUUGACCGGUACCUUACCAGAGGAACUAGGUCUAGUUGAGCAGUUGGUAUAUUUGAAUAUUGCAAGCAACCAAUUUGAAGGAACCAUCCCUGAUACGCUCGUACUGCUUUCGAGACUGACGGUACUCGACCUUCAAUCAAAUGACUUGAUGGGAAGUAUCCCGACGAUAUUUGGUCAAUUGAGUAAUCUCGAUGAGCUUUAUCUCCAUAGCAACAACCUCGUUGGGGACUUGUCCGGGACAUUUUGCAAACGUCACGAUCCUGAUUCCACCUUUCGGUUUGUCGGAGUGUUUACUUCAGACUGCUUGCAGCCAAACCCUGCCGUACAAUGCAGCUGCUGUACUGUAUGUUGUCAGGAUGAUGAGUGUUUUAAUAUGCCGAAAUUACCAAGCAAAUAAAGAAAAAGAAUUGAGCAGCAAGAGAACCCUAGGUUUCAAUUUUAUUGAUAGUAUGUACUUAAUUUGUUCUCCGUCACUGAGAUAGCAGAAUACAUGGAUGAAUAUGACUCCUUUAUCUUCAACUGCAUUGAUCUCUUUUUGAAUGGAAAAGUGAUUGGCAACCAAGGUCUACAAGCAGUAUUAUACACUUCAGAAUUCCACAGAUGAAAAUUUCUCUUUGGAAGAAGUUUCUCUAGAUGAAAUGUUGCCUUCUGGCUGGUGCAUUUUAGAGGAGAGCACAAAUGGUUUGAUGGAAGCCGUAUCAGCGGUUGAUUUGGAGUCUCACAARCAGUAUGGUAAGAAAACCCCUUCAAACAGAUUUCUUGUUUCUGCUCAGAGAAAAAUUUACCACUUGAAGUGAUUAAAGAGGUAUUUUUAAUUUCCUGAUGCUUUCACAUGAUAGUUACCAAGAGUGAAGCAUAGUAAGGCUGUAAUUCUCUCCUGUAUGGAAAACUUUAUUUCAGGUCAUUCUUGUUCAAAAUAUGUGUUUCAAGGAGGGGAGAUACUGAGGACAGACACAUAUUGGAAACAGAUUUGGUAGAGGCAGGAUUUUUGGAUCAGUGUGUAUGCCCAUUUUGUCACGUUUUUACACUCUUUUUACAAAACUAGAAACUAAUACACUCAGUGGUCAAAUCCAUCUAAUAAUGUCAGAUUUGGCGUGCAGAUUCCUCACAUUCUUUUAGAUGCAAAGUAAGUAUUUUGUCAAGAUUUAAAAUGAUAAC